Molecule: messenger RNA, 2742 nt
Organism: Helianthus annuus (common sunflower)
Lineage: Eukaryota; Viridiplantae; Streptophyta; Magnoliopsida; Asterales; Asteraceae
Product: receptor-like protein 7
Exons: 2
Coding region: 1-2742 (913 amino acids)
Molecular function (GO): protein binding
Source: RefSeq, a predicted model, not a curated record
AUGAUAUCGGGUGAAAUCGAGAAUUCUAAUGUGCUAUUCGGCCUAAAGAAUCUUGAAAGCCUUAAUAUCGCUGGAAAUGACUUCCAUUUCACACAGAUUCCUUCAAGAUUUGGCAGUUUAGCAAGUUUAUCGUACUUAAACUUAUCAAAUUCGGGGUUUUCCGGUCAGAUUCCUGGAGAACUAUCGCACCUCACCAGUCUAGAAGUUCUUGAUCUUUCUUCAUUUUUCCCAUUCGAAAAUCGUGCAUUAAAACUUGAAAACCCAAAUCUAGACAUGCUUGUUCAAAACCUCACUAGGUUAAGAUGUCUUUAUCUAGAUAAUGUGAAUAUAUCAUCACAAAAAUUUGAUUGGAGCCAGAAAUUAUCUUCGUCUUUACCUAAUUUGGAAGUUUUAAGCUUGUCAGAUUGUGAUCUUUCAGGUCCUUUAGAUGAUUCCCUUGAGAAACUACAGUCACUUUCAAUAAUUCAUCUUGCUCUCAAGAAUUUAAGUGCUCCAAUUCCAGAUUUCUUUGCAAAGUUCAAGAAUUUGACAGUUAUGAAUCUUGCUUCUUGUAGCUUGAUUGGAACAUUUCCUGAAAAGGUCCUCCAGUGGCAGAGUUUAAAGAUUCUUGAUUUAUCAGCUAACAAGAAUCUUAAAGGUUCUUUACCAGAUUUUCCUAUGAACGGAUCACUUCAAAGUUUAGUGCUCAGCGACACAAACUUUUUUGGUGGGAUACCAGUAUCUAUUGGAAAUCUAAAGAAUUUAUCAAGCAUUGAUUUUAGCAGAAGCAAUUUCAGUGGAAAAAUACCUGAAUCCAUGGAAAAACUCACCCAAUUGGUGUCUCUAGAUUUGUCUUCAAACAACUUUAUUGGGCAAAUUCCAUCAUUUCAGAAGUACAAGAACCUUUCCCAUGUUAAAUUAUGGCGGAACGGUUUGUCAGUGCAAAAAAUACAACUUUCCAAUAAUAAUUUCGAUGGUUUACUUGCUAAUUUCACUAAUCCAUCGUUAUCUUCAUUGGAUACACUUGAUUUGAGUAGUAACAUGCUGGAAGGAGAAAUUCCAAGAUCAUUCUUUGAACUUAAAAAUCUUAGUGUCCUUUUAUUAUCAUCAAAUAACCUGAAUGGGACCAUAUAUACCACAGAGUUUCAAGGUCGUUUGAGCAACCUAUGGACUCUUGAUCUUUCGUUCAAUAAUUUGUCAAUUAUAACAAGUGAUAAUAUCAGCCUUGUGUCUCAACUUCCAAAGUUCUCAUCUUUAAGGUUGGCUUCUUGCAAACUUCAAAAGUUCCCUAAUCUAAGAAACCAAACAAGAUUGAUAAAUCUUGAUCUUUCAAACAACAUAAUUGAAGGAAAAAUACCAACUUGGUUAUGGGAAGUUGGGAAUGGAAGACUUUCUUAUAUGAACCUUUCUCAUAACCAUUUCAUCGGUCUCCAAGAGCCCUACAGUAUUCCCAGACUUACUGUACUCGACUUGCAUUCCAAUUAUCUCAGUGGGGUGCUUCCAAUCCCGCCACAAACUGCCGCAAUCAUCGACUAUUCAAACAAUCUUUUCAAUUCCUCACUCCCAGAAAGCAUUGGAAGAAACCUCAGCCGUGCAAUCUUCUUCUCAGUUUCUAACAGUUUACUCACUGGGGUGAUCCCAAAAACCAUAUGCAAUGCUUUCUACCUCAAGGUUCUGGAUUUGUCAAACAAUCGAUUAAACGGCAGCAUACCAAUUUGUUUGAUUGAAUCAAGUAUCAGUCUUGGCGUACUAAACCUGGGAAAUAAUAAUCUGAGUGGUCAAAUCGAGGGUAGUUUUCCCAGAAGUUGUGGUUUGAACACUCUAGAUCUACAUGGAAAUGGUAUAGAAGGGAAGAUUCCAAAAUCUUUAGUCAACUGCAAGAUGCUAGAGGUGUUAAACCUCAGGAAGAACAACAUAAACGACACGUAUCCGUGUUUUUUGGGUAACAAUACCAACUUGCGUGUCCUUGUUCUGAGAUCCAACAGGCUCCAUGGAUCCAUGCAUUGUAGUCAAAACCAACCUAAUAAUUGGUCAAAGCUUCAUAUUCUUGAUAUAGCUUUCAAUAAGUUAAGUGGGGUCAUCCCGAAAGAGUGUUUCUUGCAAUGGAGUGCUAUGAUGACCGAUGAGAAUGGAGAUCCACAAAGUAAGAAGCAUCUUAGCUUCCGGGUGCUUAAUGGUAUCUACUAUCAAGAUAAAGUUGCAGUCACAACCAAAGGACAAGAGAUGGAAUUGGUGAAAAUCUUGACACUCUUCACAUCCAUUGACAUCUCAAACAAUCAAUUUUCAGGGGAAAUACCAACCACAAUUGGCCAUCUCAAGGCAUUAUACAUUCUCAAUGUAUCACAUAAUGCAUUCACAGGCUCUAUCCCACCAUCUAUGGGAAAGAUGAGGCCGUUAGAAUCAUUAGAUAUGUCAUCGAACAAAUUAACCGGAGAGAUCCCAAAUGCACUCACAAGCCUUACAUUUCUUUCCGCCUUUAAUUUGUCAUACAAUCAACUGAGAGGAAAAAUCCCCACUGGCAGCCAACUUCAGACUUUUGAGAAUGAUUCCUAUUUAGGAAACCAAGGAUUGUGUGGGUUUCCAUUGAGCAGAAACUGCUCUAGUUCAACUAAAAUAGCAACAAAUUCCCAAGAAUCUGAAAACGGAAAUGAUUGGCAGUCUAUAUUAUAUGGAAUGGCAGCUGGGGCAGGAUCAUUAACUGUUAUUUCAGUCUUGUAUACUAUAUGGAAGAGUUAUUAUCCUACUACACGUAGACAAACAUGA